Arachis stenosperma is the source of this 755-nucleotide messenger RNA. RefSeq names its product remorin-like. The transcript has 4 exons. The coding region runs from base 104 to 619 and encodes 171 amino acids. The record is from RefSeq and is a predicted model, not a curated record. Lineage: Eukaryota; Viridiplantae; Streptophyta; Magnoliopsida; Fabales; Fabaceae.
UAAAGAAGAGUGGGAGUUAGGAGUUAUUGUUAGAAUCCAAAAGAAUUAAAGGUGAAACUUCACAUAUAGUGGUCUUCAUCGGACUCUGCUAAUAUAGCUUAGGAUGUUCAUGGGAGAGACCUCUGACAAUAACUCAAACUCAUCGGACUCCGAGGAUGUUCCUCACUACUCUUAUACCGAAAACAAUAAACUCCUCAAAUAUCAAGAGGCGGCAACUUCUUCUGCCAGAAAGGAUACAGGGGAUUUAGAUGGUCCGCUUGCAAGACUUGAAGCAGAGAAGAAACGGGCUUUGAUUAAAGCAUGGGAAGAAAGUGAGAAGACUAAAAUAGACAACAGGGCUUAUAAGAUGCAAUUUGCUGUUGGAUUAUGGGAGGAUAGCAAGAAAGCAUCGGUUGAGGCAAAGCUUAAGAAAAAUGCGGAAAAAAUGGAGAGAAAGAAGGCUGAGUAUUUCGAAAAGAUGCAAAAUAAAAUUGCCGAAAUUCAUCGGAUGGCAGAGGAAAAAAGAGCAGGAAUUGAAGCUCAAAGAGGGAAAGGAUUGCUCAAGAUAGAGGACACUGCUGAGAAUUUUCGCACACGUGGCUAUUCCCCAAAGAAAAUCCUUUCAUGCUUUAGUGCUUAGGCUUUUUUAAUUUGUUUUUUAAAGAAAGGAUCAGACUCUCACAGUCAUCGCCUUCUGUGAUUGUUUUCCGGUAUAAUGGUAUGUGCUGUUGACAUAAUCGUUACUAGGCUUGAAAACAAAAACCCAAAACAUAAAG